Messenger RNA from Eruca vesicaria subsp. sativa (arugula), 3505 nucleotides. The record is from the annotation of a GenBank genome assembly. NCBI's taxonomy places the organism in Eukaryota, Viridiplantae, Streptophyta, Magnoliopsida, Brassicales, Brassicaceae.
GAAGAGGAUUUACCAUAUAAACCCUCAAACUUGGCGAAAAUAUCGUAAUCAUCCCUUCAUAAAGCGAGAGACACCGAUUGAUCUACUCUCCAAGUUUUCGAUUUCUCUUCCCUCACUUCUUCUUCUACCCUCUCUGUUUGGCGCUCUCUCUCUUUCACUCUUCGACAUGACUAUGAUGACUCCGCCGCCGCUUGAUCAGCAAGAGGAUGAGGAGAUGCUGGUUCCGCAUUCCGAUGUAGUCGAGGGACCUCAGCCCAUGGAAGUUGCUCAAGGUGAGGCUGCUGCUGCUGAUGUGGAGAAUCCGACGGUUGAGGAACCUCCCGCUAUGAAAUUCACAUGGCUUAUCCCAGGGUUCACUAGGAUCAACUUCAGGAAGCAUUACUCUGAUGUUUUUGUUGCUGGAGGUUUUAAAUGGCGAGUAUUGAUUUUUCCAAAAGGAAACAAUGUGGACCAGUUGGCCAUGUAUUUAGAUGUUGCUGAUGCUGCGAGUUUGCCCUACGGUUGGUGCAGAUAUGCACAUUUCGGCCUGACUGUAGUGAAUCAAAUCAACAACAGAUAUUCCGUGAGAAAAGAGACCCAACAUCAAUUCAAUGCAAGAGAAAGCGAUUGGGGGUUUACAUCAUUCAUGCCUCUCGGCGAGCUCAACGAUCCCACUCGUGGAUAUUUAGUUAAUGAUACUGUUCUGAUUGAAGCUGAAGUUGCUGUGCGGAAGGUUCUUGAUUACUGGGCAUAUGACUCAAAAAAAGAGACGGGGUUUGUUGGACUUAAAAACCAAGGUGCCACAUGCUACAUGAAUUCUCUCUUGGAGACGUUGUACCACAUUCCUUACUUCAGAAAGGCUGUUUACCACAUGCCAACAACUGAGACUGAUGCACCUACAGCGAGCAUCCCACUGGCGCUCCAGAGUUUGUUUUACAAACUUCAGUAUAAUGACACCAGUGUAGCAACAAAGGAGCUGACAAAGUCGUUUGGCUGGGACACGUAUGAUUCGUUCAUGCAACAUGAUGUUCAAGAACUCAACCGAGUUCUCUGUGAAAAGCUUGAGGACAAAAUGAAGGGAACUGUUGUGGAGGGAACAAUACAGAAGUUGUUUGAGGGUCACCAAAUGAAUUACAUUGAGUGCAUUAAUGUAGAUUACAAAUCCACACGGAAAGAAUCAUUCUAUGACCUCCAGCUUGAUGUUAAAGGCUGCAAAGAUGUCUAUGCUUCUUUUGACAAGUAUGUUGAAGUUGAACGCCUUGAAGGAGACAACAAAUACCAUGCAGAAGGACAUGAUUUGCAGGAUGCGAAAAAAGGUGUUCUGUUUAUCGACUUUCCGCCCGUACUUCAACUUCAGCUCAAGAGGUUCGAGUAUGAUUUUAUGCGAGACGCAAUGGUUAAGAUUAAUGAUCGAUAUGAGUUUCCUCUUCAACUGGAUCUCGACAGAGAGAAUGGAAAAUAUUUAUCCCCUGAUGCUGACAAGAGUAUCCGUAAUCUCUAUACACUCCACAGUGUCUUAGUUCAUAGUGGUGGAGUUAAUGGAGGGCACUAUUAUGCUUAUAUUAGGCCAACACUUUCAGACCAGUGGUAUAAAUUUGAUGAUGAACGGGUGACAAAGGAAGAUGUGAAUAGGGCAUUGGAAGAGCAAUAUGGUGGUGAAGAAGAGUUACCGCAUAAUAAUCCUGGUUUCAAUAAUCCACCUUUUAAAUUCACAAAGUACUCGAACGCAUACAUGCUUGUUUAUAUCCGGGAAAGCGACAAGGAUAAAAUUAUAUGCAACGUUGAUGAAAACGACGUUGCAAAACAUUUACGGGUGAGGCUGAAAAAAGAACAAGAAGAAAAAGAAGAUAAAAGAAAGUACAAGGCUCAAGCUCACCUUUUCACGACAAUCAAGGUUGCAAGAGAUGAAGACAUCUCUGAGCAAAUUGGAAAGAAUAUACAUUUUGAUCUUGUUGAUCAUGAAAAAGUCAAGAGUUUUCGAAUCGAGAAACAGACCCCCUUUCUGCUAUUUAAGGAAGAGGUGGCCAAAGAAUUUGGUGUCCCGGUUCAGCUGCAGCGGUUCUGGUUUUGGGCAAAGCGGCAAAACAGUACUUAUCGUCCCAACCGCCCCUUGUUACCCCAUGAAGAAUUACAGAUGGUAGUUGGCCAUCUAAGAGAGGCAUCAAACAAGGCUAACAAUGCUGAAUUAUUUCUGUUUUUGGAAAUAGAGCGUGGACUGGAUGGGCGUCCUAUUCCUCCCCCAGACAAGUCACUUGAAGACAUUCUCCUUUUCUUUAAGCUCUAUGAUCCUGAGAAUGGAGUACUAAGAUAUGUUGGCAGGCUCAUGGUGAAGAAUUCCAGUAAGCCCCUGGAUAUACUAGGGGAACUGAUUCAAAUGGCCGGCUUUGCUCCUGAUGAGGAAAUAGAACUUUUUGAGGAAAUAAAGUUUGAACCUCGUGUAAUGUGCGAACAUCUGGAUAAGGAGCAGUCUUUCAGAUUAUCUCAGAUUGAAGAUGGAGAUAUCAUUUGCUAUCAGAAAGCCCUUGCUAUUCAGGAGAAUGAAUGUCUAUACCCGGAUGUUCCAUCUUUUUUGGAGUAUGUACAGAAUCGAGAGGUGGUGCGUUUUCGUACUCUGGAAAAGCCAAAAGAUGAUGAGUUUACUAUGGAGUUGUCAAAGUUGUACACGUAUGACGAUGUUGUGGAUAGAUUGGCUGAGAAGAUUGGCCUUGAUGAUUCAUCGAAAAUUAGGCUUACUCCUCACAAUUGCUACUCCCAGCAACCCAAGCCUCAGCCUAUUAAAUAUCGUGGAGUUGACAAUCUUUCAGAUAUGUUAGCUCACUAUAAUCAGACGUCUGACAUUUUGUAUUAUGAAGUUCUGGACAUUCCUCUUCCUGAAUUGCAAGGUCUUAAGACUCUAAAAGUAGCUUAUCAUCAUGAUACAAAGGACGAGGUGAUAAUUCACACUAUCAGACUGCCUAAGCAGAGUACUAUCGGAGAUGUUGUUAACGAGCUUAAAACAAAGGUGGAGCUUUCACAUCAAGAUGCAGAACUGAGGCUGCUUGAGGUGUAUUCUCACAAAAUCUACAAGAUCUUUUCAUCUACCGAGAGAAUUGAGAAUAUCAAUGACCACUACUGGAACUUACGAGCAGAAGAGAUACCUGAGGAAGAGAAGAAUAUUGGUCCCAGUGAUCGGUUAAUUCAUGUGUACCAUUUUACUAAAGAGGCCGGACAAAAUCAGACGCAUGUACUUAAUUUCGGGGACCCCUUCGUUUUGGUAAUCCGCGAAGGUGAAACUUUAGAAGAAAUCAAGACCCGUAUCCAAAAGAAACUUCAUGUACCUGAUGAGGAGUUUGCCAAGUGGAAGUUUGCUUUUUUUUCAAUGGGACGUCCCGACUACUUGCAGGACACAGAUGUUGUUUAUAACCGCUUUCAGAGAAGGGAUGUAUAUGGUGCGUGGGAGCAGUAUCUUGGGUUGGAGCACGUUGAUAAUGGUCCUAAAAGGUCUUAUCAUGUAAGACUCGCUAUCUCUGUCUAUGUCUCUCUUUAA